UUUUUCCACAAUCAAAUAACCAAAUAUUAUUUGCAAAAAACUAUAACCAAACACAACUCUAACCUCAAAGAUUCCAAAAAAAGAAUGAGCGAAAUAUCUCAGUUUCUAUGGCCAAUUGCCUACUUAGAAACUACGUAAAAGAUACUAUAAGUCACAAUAAUUAAUAAUAUCAAAUAUUUAAAGGACACAUGAAUAAAACGUUGUCAAAGAUUUUCUGAUUUGGCUCAAAAUAUUGGGACAAAAGAAGUAUCAUGUAGAGUAAGUUUUACUGAAAUGAUAAAUUCAAGAAACUCUAGUUGGUUGUCACAAGACUGAAAACCAACCCCUUUUUCUUCCCAUAUAUUUUGUGGAGUCCAAAAACAAUGGAAGAUUCAUCAGAGUUGAAUAAUAAUAUGGUGGAAGAAAAUCCUAUGAUGAAAGUUGCUGAUCAUACAUUUUUGAGGAAGAGUGUAUGGCCAACAAUGAAGCCAUUUGUGAAUGGAGGGCUUGCUCUAACGCUUCAAGGGAGUAGUGCUUACUUUUCAGCCUUCUUAUUCUACAAGCUCAAUCCCACUGCUAAAUCAUCUCCUGAAUUCAUGCACCGAAAACUCCUCUAUGCAUAUCAGCGAAUGCCAUUCAUAUUGUUUCAAGGAGGGCUAAACAUGGGAACACUAUUUGGAUCCUAUGAACUCUUGACGAGAAAAGUAGAAGCCUUAAAUGGAGGGAGUCCGUUAACCCUCUAUCAAGAGGCUGGUUGCGGGCUUGCCUCUGGAGCAAUUCGAGCUUGUAUUUGGCAUCCUCUGUUCGGACCUGUUGGCGCUGGUAUUGCUCAGGCAGCAACCGACAAAUAUUAUUAUUUCAGACACAUUUUCAACACUAUCACACAAGUGGUAAGAAAUGAAGGGGUUUUAGCAUUGUGGAAAGGAGUGAGGCUCCAUGCACCUGUCAUUGCAUCCCACACAGGAAUGCUAGUAUCAUAUGAUCGAUGUCGGAUUUAUUUGAAAGAAACGUAUGGUCUGAGGGAGGAGGAUGCACGUUUAGGUGCAGGAAUCUUCUCAGGAUUGUGUUCUGCAGCCUGCUAUAUCCCUGUUUCUUAUGCAGCUGGAAUUAUCGGUUAUAUUCAGAAAUCCACGAGAGUUGAAUCCCCGCGCAGUUUCCUAUUCUACGCCUUAAAGGUUCUUAAGCCAGGCGGAGGCUCUAAUUUCUACUCUCGGCUUGUAAAUCAUGCCCUUUAUAACUCACCUAGUGUCAUGAUCAUGUGGGUGUUUCUGGAAGCCAUCCGUGAUGCUGAGGAGUCGAUUGGAUUGUAGCAUACUAACUGGAAAUAGAAUGUCACGCAGAAUUUAGUGAAACACAGAGGCCGCGAAUAGCAUAGAAAGUUUCUUUAAUCAAAGGAAAACCAGACAGUAAAUAUCAUCUGCUGCUUUAAACUUGAGACUAACAGAGAGGAUUGCAUUUUCGAUCAUUUCCAAUUUAGUUACUUGUAUCAUGCUAAUUUUAAGCCUUGAGCUUAGAGGCUUACCAUGAGAACCUAUCGUACUACUUUGAUACACUACUGUUAAUGUUUUAGAAAGGAGUUUUAAGUUUUGUGCAUCGACAGUGUAUAAUCUUUUUAAUCAGUAUUAG
This is a messenger RNA of Lycium barbarum (goji berry), 1605 nucleotides long. RefSeq names its product mitochondrial dicarboxylate/tricarboxylate transporter DTC-like. Gene Ontology annotation, molecular function: oxoglutarate:malate antiporter activity. NCBI's taxonomy places the organism in Eukaryota, Viridiplantae, Streptophyta, Magnoliopsida, Solanales, Solanaceae. The record is from RefSeq and is a predicted model, not a curated record. The coding region runs from base 363 to 1289 and encodes 308 amino acids. The transcript has 5 exons.